This is a messenger RNA of Labrus bergylta (ballan wrasse), 1278 nucleotides long. The record is from RefSeq and is a predicted model, not a curated record. NCBI's taxonomy places the organism in Eukaryota, Metazoa, Chordata, Actinopteri, Labriformes, Labridae.
CUCAACACCUUCAAGACUCAGCAGAGAAUCGACAUCUUGAACUCAGUGUUCUCUUUCGUCCAUGCUCAGUUCACCUUCUUCCACCAGGGCUUCGACCUGCUCAGAGACAUGGAGCCCACCAUGAAAACCAUGGCAGCACAGCUGUCUCACCUAUCGUCAGACUGUGCACCUAAAAGGAAAGACCUGGAGAACACGCACCUGCUGGUCCAACAGAGGGAUGCUUCAGGUGAGCCGAUGGUCAGCCCGUGUGAGAGCGACGCCAUCAUCCAGGGUUACCUGUUCAAACGCUCCCGCAGGAAAUCCAAAACCUGGAAGAGAUGCUGGUUUUCCAUCAGAGACAAUCAGCUGAUUUACAGAAAGUCUCUCAAAGACGGGAACACGGUUCUGUUCGAGGAUCUCCGACUUUGUGCCGUCAAAACUCUGGAGAACAUCGACCGACGAUUCUGCUUUGAGCUGCUCUCAGUUCAGAAGUGCUGUGCUCUGCAGGCCGACUCGGAGCAGCUGAGGCAGGCGUGGCUGAGCGCUCUGCAGGGAAGCAUUGACCUCGCAUACAGAGAGAGGGCGGAGCCUCAGCUCACACAGCCCAAAGAGCUCCCCCCUCCCCAAAGUGGCACUGACCCCUCCCCGGGCCUCUCGGCUCAGAGGCCCCCGGUGCUCGGCGUGGCCCUCAGAGGCCCAGGAAACAACCGCUGCUGUGAGUGUGGAGAGGAGGAGCCUCGCUGGGCGUCCAUCAACCUGGGAGUCACCAUGUGCAUCGAGUGCUCGGGUAUACACAGGAGCCUGGGUGUUCACCUGUCCAAGGUGAGAUCUCUCACUCUGGACUCAUGGGAGGCAGAACAGCUGAAGUUGCUGUGCGUGCUGGGAAACGAUGUGAUGAACGGGAUCUAUGAGGCGCGAUGUUCAGAGGAGGGGCGAGUCAAACCUAAAGCUGGCAGCUCGAGAGCGGAGAAGGAGGCGUGGAUCAAAGAGAAAUACGUGGAGAAGAGAUUUGUUCUGAACAAUCACGUGAAGGAAGGGGCAGGCCUGCGUCUGUAUCGGGCGGCGCUGGCAGGAGAUCUGGUUGCCAUGGCAGCAGCGUUGGCGCAGGGGGCGGAGGUGAACAGGAGCAUCUCCGAGGAGGAGGAGGAGGGGGGACGCACGGCGCUGAUAGGAGCCGCUGUCGGGGGGUCGCUGUCAGCCUGCGAGUUCCUGCUGCUGAACGGAGCAAACGUGAACCAUCGAGACCAGAGAGGACAGGGAGCUCUGCACGCUGCUGCCACCGCUGGACACACCGGGUAA